This is a messenger RNA of Homarus americanus (American lobster), 3690 nucleotides long. Its product is annotated as venom dipeptidyl peptidase 4-like. Gene Ontology annotation, biological process: proteolysis. The transcript is spliced from 18 exons. The record is from RefSeq and is a predicted model, not a curated record. Gene Ontology annotation, molecular function: dipeptidyl-peptidase activity; serine-type peptidase activity. NCBI's taxonomy places the organism in Eukaryota, Metazoa, Arthropoda, Malacostraca, Decapoda, Nephropidae.
UAGUGGAGAUACGGGAUGGUAAGACUAGGAAGUCUACCCUGGGGGUCCACAUCCUUGGAGGAGAAGUGGUCAGGCACAGUGCCGGGCCUCCCUGACCCGCCCUCCACCCUCGAACAGCUCAAGGACUACGUUGGUGAUAAGAUUGAAGCGCUAACGGAACUGGUGGGGUCAACGAGGUCUCGAGUAUGGAGAAAUCUACUUUUGGGCACUGUGGGGAUCAUGCUUGUUGUGGCUGCUGGCAUCGCCACCAUCAUUCUCACACGCGGCUCGUCCAGUUUAGCACCAGCUACCUCAGCUUUAACGGCCACUCCGGGUGGUAUAGCUUUAGGAGAGGUGCUAAAUGGAACCUUUUCCACUGAUUCCUUCAAUGGCACAUGGAUUUCAGAUAAUGAAUUUUUAUACCGGGCUGAAUCGGGGGCCCUCAACAUAUUUACUGUGGACACCCUGUCCUCUCAUGAAUUGGUCAGCGAAACUGUCAUGAGUGGUUGGCGAGUCUUCAAGUACGUCUUCUCUCCUAGCAGGAAAUACCUUCUCAUUAUCCAUGAUGUGCAGAAGCUUUUCCGUUAUUCAUACUUGGCUCGUCAUACCAUUCUCAACCUGGAGACUGGAGAAACUGUUCCACUUGCACCAACACGAGUCAGAACAAGGAGUGAACAACCACCUCUCCUCUUUGCUACCUGGGCCCCAACUGAUGAUGCUUUGGCCUUUGUCUCCCACAAUGACUUGUACUAUACUACAGGUCCUGACCUGGAUACAAUGUAUAGACUUACUGACACCGGACAGAUUGGUAGCAUCUUUAAUGGCAUUCCUGACUGGGUGUACGAAGAGGAAAUCCUGAGUUCAAAUUCUGCUUUAUGGUUCAACCCUGAUGGCCGUCGCCUUGCUUUUGCCACUUUCAAUGAUUCACGAGUGGACACUAUGAACUUCCCUCUCUACGGCCGUCCUGGAGACCUGUCUUUCCAGUAUCCCAUUCAGCAGUCCAUCAAGUACCCCAAGCCUGGCCGUGCCAAUCCUGUGGUAGACUUGUGGGUGGUAGACCUUGGGAAACUGGUGAGCGGUAGUGGAGAAACUGUGACCCGCCUGCCUCCUCCAACCUCUCUGGCAUCAGUGGAUCACUACUUCACCACUGUUGGUUGGGCCACACCCGAUAAAGUAUCUGUUAUGUGGAUGAACAGACAUCAGAAUGUGAACAUCAUUAGUCUAUGCUCGGUAGAUGGUGUUUGUAAAGAUGAUUUGGUUCAUGAGUCACCAGAUCAUGCAUGGAAUGACCUAUAUACUACUCCUAAAUUUGAUGAAGUGAAUGGUGACACCUACCUCAUCAUUUUACCCACUAAUCAGGGAGAAAAGGGAAAUUUCAAACAUAUCAACCUUCGGCGUUCAUCUGACAAAACCUUGAUCCCCUUGACAACUGGCACAUAUGAAGUUGUGGAGAUUCUUUCUUGGGACCAAAAAAAUCAUCUUAUUUACUUCACAGCAGCUCCUGCAGGAAAACCUGGACAGCGACAUAUCUACUACGUUGGUGACCUGAAUUCUAAUGAACCUAAACAAGCUUUCUGUAUUACUUGUGGCUUCAAAAAUGACUUUAAUGUGAGUGUAAAGAUUUUCAUUCCAUGUAACAAAGGCAACAUGCCAUCUCACAAGCCACCUCAUCCUCAGUUUUCCCCCUUCAAAGCAAUACAUAUUUCUUUGCAGGUUCGUGAAAGACUACUUGACCGCUCACUACCUCUGGAGAAACGACUGGAAAUUGAUGUAGAAGGUGGAUUCAAGGCCCAGGUCUCCAUGAAAAUGCCACCCGAUUAUAACCCUACCCGCUAGUCAUACCCAAUGCUGGUUUAUGUAUAUGGAGGUCCAGGUUCCCAGCUUGUGAGUGACAGAUUCAGAAUUGAUUGGGGCGAUUAUUUGGCAUCUCAACGAGGAAUUAUAUAUACAUCAAUUGAUGGCAGAGGAUCUGGAUAUGCUGGAGAUAAACUUCUCCAUUCACUUUAUUAUGGAUUAGGAACUGCUGAAGUUGAUGAUCAGCUUGCUGUCACUGCUGCUCUUCAAAAGUCCUUCCCAUUUGUUGAUUCUUCUCGAACUGCUAUUUGGGGUUGGUCAUACGGAGGAUAUGUGACUGCAUCAGCUCUGUCCAAAGAUGUUAAUAAUAUUUUCAAGUGUGGUAUCUCUGUGGCACCUGUUACUUCAUGGAUUUAUUAUGAUACAGUGUACACAGAAGAGGCGGGUCUACCAACUGCAAAUGAUAGUUAUGCUGCAUAUGAAUAUUCUGAUGUGACAAAGAAUGUAUCAAAUUUUCGAAACAAAGAGUUCUUCCUUAUACACGGAACCGCUGAUGACAACGUCCACUACCAGCAGUCAAUGAUGCUGUCCCGAGCUUUAGAAGUUGAAGAUAUUCUGUUUAGAUCUCAGAGUUAUCCAGAUGAAAACCAUGGCUUGGCAGGUGUAAAGAGACAUCAUUAUCACUCCAUGGAAGACUUCCUCAAUGACUGCUUCAACAAAACCUAAUUACUGAUGGAUCUGGUCAUUAUUGGAUUACUAUCUGUGAAACGUAUUUUAAAGUUAUCAGUGUCAACGUGUGUUGGGAUCAGUGCUACAAUAAUGCCAAUUUCACUAUUGUAUAGACUACUUAACUUGAAAGAUGCUGUCAUUAUUUUUAUCAUAGAAAUUUUAUAUGUUUUACAGUUUAUUUAUGAAUUUAUCACAUUUUUGGCCCAUGGAAAAAGUGUAACUUUUCUCAGUACCUCAUUCAACUUGAGUAUUAUUACAUUUAGAAAUAUGAGAAAAUAUUUGUAAUCAUUCUAAUUACAUUCCAUUAAUGCAUAUUAAGCAUUCCAAAUUGGAUUUUAAGGCUAUAAGAAGAGAAUUCUACUUUAAUAUUAUUUGUAUCAGUAGAGUUUUUGUAUGUAAAUAGUAAAAACAACAGGAAGUAACUGCAGAAUUUCUGUAGUGUAUAGAAUUUUACUGAUAAUUUACAGGUGAAUAUUCACACUAAAAAGCGAAAUGUUUUUCACAUCCUUUACUAUGUUUGAGAAACAGGCAACUGUUUAUAUCACAGCUUACUGCCAAUCAAUAAGAUGUUCACCUCAUUUUAUUAUCAACUAAAAUAGUCUUUCAUCAACAUGAAAUUUAUAAGUUUCCUAUACUUAAAUAUUGUAUAAUAUUUACAAAUACAGACUAAGAAGUUUUUAAGCAUUGAUUAAAAAAUUGCAGAUAUAUUUUAGGAACACUGUUGCCCGAGUAAGUACAGGUAGUCCCAUAAAUAACAUAUACAAAUAAAAAAAUUUUAAGUAUAAAUUAUGGGUUUUCCUCUUUUGCUCCCAACAUGGCAUGUUCAUUUACCUUUACAGGUACAGUAUCCCCCUAUCUAUGAUAUUCAGCUUUAGCAAGUGUGAUGUUUUAAGACUAUCCCCCUUUUAUGAUGUAAACAAUCCACAUGAUCGAUGAAUAUCAUCCAGCUAAGGCAUCUCUCGGUUCACUUGUCAGCUGCGGUCUACCCACAUACUGACACGCAGUCACCCGCUGUACUACAGUACCAAGCUUUGUUCCAUGUUGAUUGCACAGGGCAAUGAUUAUUGGUUAGUGAGAGGACAUCACUAAAAUUCUCAUUGUAUACUCUGUUUUGGUGACUGUGAGGUGUUUUGCCUCUGUUGUCAACUUGAUGUGAAAAUUGUCUGUCACAAUAAAGUUGUCAUAAUU